CACACACACACACACACACAUGCACUGAACAGCUGACAGCAGAAGAAGAAGGCCAGCAGAUUUAUUUAUAGCAGAGUUCCUCUGAGUCUCAGACCGGUUCUGUUCCAGUCCUGCUUUUCUCCUCCUGCCCACCGUCCUCUGUCAGUCAUGCCCAGCAGCCAAGCCCGGAGCCGGGCCAGGGACCGUAACAACGUCCUGAACCGGCCCGAGUUCAUGUCCCUGAACCAGCCAAUUCGUAGGGAACACUCUGCUGGGGAGGGACGGGCCGGUGGUCCUAAGAGACCCGUGUUGAGACAGCAGAGUCAGCAGGACGAGUCAGGAGGAAGGGGGUCCAGAGACUCCUCUGAGGGAGCCCAAGCAGCAGACGGGGGUCCGAAGGAGGCAUCUCGCUGGCCAGAGCAGGACUGUAUGCAGCUGAACCCCACAUUUAGAGGCAUUGCCAUCAACUCUCUGCUCGCCAUUGACCUCAGCCUCUCCAAGCGUCUCGGGAUGUGUGUGGGGGCCCAUGGGCCUGGCGCCCCACUGCGCUCAAUAGUGACCCUGUUGGCCUUCACGGGACACGCCCUACCCUGGAUCUUUGGCACCCUAAUCUGUCUGUGGCAGAGCAACACCCUGGCUGGACAGGAAGUCCUCGUCAACCUGCUGCUGGCCCUGAUCCUGGACCUGAUGACAGUUGCUGGGAUGCAGAAGUUGGUUAAGCGCAGGGGACCAUGGGACUUCCCUCCAGGGUUUUUGGAUUACAUUGCCAUGGAUUUGUAUUCUUUCCCAGCAGCCCACUCCAGCCGAGCCGUCAUGGUGUCCAAGUUCCUAUUGAACCACCUGGUGCUGGCGGUCCCGCUGAGGAUCCUGCUCUACCUGUGGGCCUUCCUGGUGGGCGUGUCCCGGGUGCUGCUGGGGAAGCACCACAUCUCAGACGUCGGCUGUGGAUUCGCUCUCGGCUUCCUGCACUUUAGCCUUGUGGAGUCUGUUUGGUUGGACUCGGCCACCUGUCAGACCCUCCUCUCCAUCGGCAGGCUGCAGUGGACUCCACUAGUUUAGAAGCUGUUCAAAUGGGAAUAAGACUGCUGCUGACUGGUUUUUAUUGAUACUGUUGAAUUUUUCCCCUCAUGUCUUUAUGUGUGCUACAUUGGGAGGUUCUUGGUUAGAUCGGAAUCAGUUGAUCAGACUGGUUUUAACUGGUAAAAACUGGCCUUUUUUGAAUGAUGAUUUUGUGUUAAACAUAGCCGCUAAUUUAUUGAACCCAGCUUGAACUGGUCUAGUUAGAAAGUGGUUUAGGGAACUUAUUAGGGAAACCGGUGUUGUCCAUUCUGGACGGGUUUGUGUCAGUAGUACCUGCUGAAUACUCAUUGUUUGGGUCAGUUUAGAGGCUAAAUCUGCUCCAAUUGAGUCUAAACAGGUUAAAUCUUGUUGCAGCUAUGAUAACCCAUCUGGUUUGGACUGGUUUAAGCCACCGAAUGGCUGGUUGGGGACACCUAUUUUCAUUGUGUUGAACUGGUUGCGCUCUGGUUGUAACUGGUUCAAUCUGGUAUAAAUUAGUGAACGCUGGAACUGUUGAUACGACGUCUUAACGCCUGUUGGCGAUCGCUGUGAUGGUUGAAAGGUGUAGUUUUGGCUCUGGUUUGGAGCUCUGAUGGGAAAGGUGAAGUGAAUGUGGUCUCUGGGGUUUGAACAUUUGGUUUCUUGUGGUAAGGAGACAGAUGGUGGGACAGGUCACUAACAGGAAGUGUUUCUGGUCAGAUUUCCUGGUUUUAACUUUACUAUUUUUUAAUACGGCUAAACAAAAUGUUGUUCAAAUUUGCUGCUGCUGAUUUUUCCCAGGUGAUAAAGAUGGUAGAAGCCAAUAACUGAAUCAGGGUUAGGCCUUAAACACCUCAAACCUUGCCUCAUCAGUUAUUUGUGGGCUUUCAGUUACAUCUGUCAGAGGUACUGAUGAAGAUGAAAAUAAAAAUGUAGUUUUAUAACUUGAUUCAAUGAGGUUUAAAUAAUGACAGUAGGAGUCACCCCGUCUGAUGCAGCAGUUUAAUCUGAUCUCAGUUCAGCUGAGUCUCUAACUUUGGUCUUACUAUAAGCCUGGUUAUCUUUAAAUGAGCCUAAGUGAAAAUUGACUUGUUGAUAAGGAAGGACAAACAGGAAAUGGUACGAUUUUUUAGGCUAUUGUAAGCUAUUUUUAAAUGUAUUAAAUUGUUUGAUUUAACAACUGAAA
This is a messenger RNA of Girardinichthys multiradiatus, 2203 nucleotides long. RefSeq names its product inactive phospholipid phosphatase 7-like. The transcript has 4 exons. The record is from RefSeq and is a predicted model, not a curated record. Gene Ontology annotation, molecular function: sphingosine-1-phosphate phosphatase activity. Lineage: Eukaryota; Metazoa; Chordata; Actinopteri; Cyprinodontiformes; Goodeidae. Bases 148 to 1038 code for a protein of 296 amino acids. Gene Ontology annotation, cellular component: nuclear envelope.